Molecule: messenger RNA, 1602 nt
Organism: Cyprinodon tularosa
Lineage: Eukaryota; Metazoa; Chordata; Actinopteri; Cyprinodontiformes; Cyprinodontidae
Product: serine protease inhibitor A3M-like
Exons: 3
Coding region: 35-565 (176 amino acids)
Biological process (GO): negative regulation of endopeptidase activity
Molecular function (GO): serine-type endopeptidase inhibitor activity
Source: RefSeq, a predicted model, not a curated record
CUGUUCAUCUAUCAUUAACCAGGUUAGGGUCCAGAUGAUGAGCCACAGAACAUAUUAUGGUACUUAUGUCGACCAAGAAAUCCACACAUCAGUUCUCCACCUUCACCUCAGUAACUCCUACUCCAUGCUGCUGCUCUUACCUGACAAUAUGACAAUGCUGGAGAACAAUAUCAGCCCUGCGCAUGUCAAUAAGUGGAUGAAGUCGAUUAAAUAUUGGGAAUGGAAAAUCUUUGUUCCCAAGUUUUCUAUCAAAACCUCCUCCAAGUUAAAUGACGUGCUGAAAGGGAUGGGAAUAACAGAUGUGUUUGGGGUUCGGGCAAAUCUGAGUGGCCUUGCAGAGGAAAAGAACCUGACUGUUUCGGAGGUUGUGCACCAAGCCACGCUGGACGUGAAUGAGGCUGGAGUCUAUGCUGCAGCAGUUACUGGUAUUAUAAGCGUUAAUUUCUGCGCUAGGAGGAGCCCCAUCUUAGAGUUGAAGUUCAACCGCCCUUUCAUGGUGAUCAUCACAGAGAGAAACGCAGAAAACAUUCUUUUUAUCGGCAAGAUUGUCAACCCAAUCAUCUGAGGAAAGAGAGCUUUAGUUGGUACAAACUGAAUACAAUGGAAAUACUUUGAUGCCUUGUUCCAAAUGCAUGCACAAAUAUUUUCUGUUCUUUAAUUAAAAAAAAAGACAUUGCACAAUUAUUUGCAUGACUAAAACUUUUUUAAGACAAUGGAUUCACUUAGUAGCUAUAGAGUUUUUACGUUCCUACUUAUGUUAUAUGUUUUACUAUGUGUGUAGUCAAUAUGUCAUGAAUUAGUUUUAUUGAAAAUCUAAAGAAUAAAAACAUACAACACUGGGUAACACUUCACAAUAAGGUUCACAAAACUGCGUUAACUGCUAAGUAACCAGGGAGAUUUUUUCAGGCCAGGAAUCAGUCAUGUAAUCAGGCCAGUGUGACCUGGUUACAUGAAUGACUGCCAUGACUGAUUCUUAGGUAGUAAAAUUAAAUAGGGCUGGGAUCUGUUUUGCUUUCUGAGGACCCAAGUGAAAUAUUAAACAAGCUUUUAUCAACCAAAAAGUAAGUUUUUCUUUUAUGUCUGAGUUCACCUUCAGCUGUGACACACAUCCAAAGUAAGCAGAGGAACAGACUGGAUGUAGAGAACAGCCUGGGAUCAGUUGUUUUUCACACUGAGCUAUCACAGUGUACUCUCCCGACGAUAAAAGCUACUUACUCCUGGCGAUCGGGUGACGGUUAACAUCGAGCCCUGCAUGAUAUGACUAUGUAUAGCUCUAACCUUUGCACUACUUAUUACGUUAAAUCUCUAUAAUCUUAGCACUAUCGCAAUUACAGCAGUAAAAUUAUCAUAUAUAUAUUUCCUUAGAAAUUAGAGUAGGUCCUAUAUAUCAGUGUUUCCCAACCCUUUUUGACUUGUGUUCCCCUUUGGGCAAUUUUCCGUACCAUGAGUAUCCCUCUCAGUAAAAAGUAUUGAUUGUCCAAAAGUGGAACGUACAUUAACUUAAAGACAAAUUUACUUAAUCUUUUGAUUUGAGCAUUUCAUUUUUAUAAAUGUAUGCUUUCUAUCUAAAAAAAAAAAAGCACACAACGUAAAUAUGGUGCC